This is a messenger RNA of Drosophila sulfurigaster albostrigata, 758 nucleotides long. RefSeq lists its product as uncharacterized. The coding region runs from base 86 to 616 and encodes 176 amino acids. The transcript has 5 exons. The record is from RefSeq and is a predicted model, not a curated record. Lineage: Eukaryota; Metazoa; Arthropoda; Insecta; Diptera; Drosophilidae.
UGGAAUAUAUAAUAUAGAGAGCGACUAAAACAAUGGCUAAUGCUGAUUCUGUUCAGUUGAAGUUUGCGUCGAUUGCUGAUCAGUCAUGGAGCUUAGAAGCGGUGUUUAUUUAAUUAUUAUGAUUUUUAUACAGAGAUCGCUUGCGAUUUGUAUACCUCCACAUCAUUGCAUAGAAGAUUUGGAAUUAAGCGAAGCUAAGGAACGUUACACAUACGUGCUAUCGAAAUACGCAGAGUUGGAAAUGAAAAUUACCGGAGAGCCCCUAGGCUUGCAUGGCAAACUCGUCACGCAUGGCGACAUCGAGGAGCAGCACAUUGUGUUCCAACUGAUGGACAAUACACCGCACGACGUCAUCCAGAGCUGCGUGUUUGUGGUGACCAAGAAACCGGGCGAAUGUGAGUCCAUUGUCACAGUGUGUAACACAUUCCUGGGACGCACACCGCGACCGCUGCUGGAACGCAAGCCACUCAUGGUAUGUGAGGAUGGCGUGCGCGAGGCGGAAGUGGAAGUCGAACCGGAAGCCGAGGACACUGAGAACGCCAAUGAGGGCGGAGAGGAAACGGCCGCAGCCGCAGCGCCGGAUGUCGAUGUGACCAACGCCAGUGAGCUCAUCUAAGUAUGUUCAGUCUACUGCUACUCAAUAAAGACAAAUUGUAAUGUUCUGUGUUAUGGUUGAACCAUAUGCAAGAAAUACUUUUUUAGUACAGAUAAUGUAUGACCAUUUGCAACACAACAAAAUAAAGGAGAAUUUUUUAUAU